AUGAGAAGCUUAUUACAACAAUGCUGCUACUUCACCGCCAGUUUUCUCUUGCUGGUUGCAUUUCAGUCGCGGUUGACUAUCAAUCAGGUGACUGCAGCCACCUCCGAGAAAGAGAUAUUGCUUCAAUUCAAAGGUAACAUCACAAGUGACCCUUACAAUAGUUUGAUUUCAUGGGAUUCUAGUACAGAUCAAUGUAGAGAUUACAGUGGUGUGUUUUGUGAUUCUUUUGGGAAUGUAUAUAAGAUUGUGCUAUGGAACACUAGUUUAGGUGGUGUGUUGUCGCCGGCGUUAUCUGAGUUGAAAUCCUUAAGGAUUCUGACCCUCUUUGGGAACAGAUUCACCGGAAACAUACCACCGGAGUUUCAAGAACUCACCACUUUAUGGAAGAUCAAUGUCAGCUCCAAUGCCUUAUUUGGGCCAAUCCCUGAGUUUUUAGGGGAUUUACCCAACAUCCGAUUUCUUGAUUUGUCCAAAAAUGGAUUUGAAGGACAGAUUCCAUCAUCUUUGUUUAGGUUUUGUGAAAAAGUUAAAUUCAUUUCACUCUCCCGAAACAAUCUCACGGGCUCGAUUCCUGCCUUCAUCAGCAAUUGCUUGAAUCUUGAGGGGUUUGAUGUAUCAUUCAACAGUUUGAAUGGUGGAUUCCCUUCAGAAGUUUGUGAAAUCCCAGGCCUAGUUUACUUGUCUUUGAGGAACAAUCUGUUAACUGGAAGUGUUGAAGAACAGGUCUCAAGAUGUCAAAGGUUGGAACUUUUGGAUCUUGGCAGCAAUCUUUUCACUGGGAUUGCACCUUUUCGUGUUCUUGAAUCAUCGAAUCUGAGCUAUUUCAAUGUUUCUUAUAACGCAUUCGAAGGACAGAUUCCUGUAACUCAAAGUUGUAGUGAAAAGUUAGAGGUUUUUGAUGUUGCUGGCAACGGUUUUCAAGGAGAGAUCCCGAUGAGCAUUGUUUCACAAUGCAGUGGCUUGAAGGUUUUAGACAUUGGGUAUAACAGAUUAAAUGGUGAAAUCCCAGUUGAGAUUUCAAAGUUAAAAAGACUUACUGUGAUUAAAUUGGGAAAUAACUCAAUAAAUGGCGAAAUCCCGGAAGAAUUUGGCACGAUCGAGCUUCUCCAAGUUCUUGAUCUCCAUAACCUCGAUCUUGAGGGCGGAAUUCCAGAUACCUUGAGCAAUUGCAGGUUCCUUCUAGAACUGGAUGUUUCAGGAAAUUCUUUACAGGGACAAAUCCCGGAAACACUUUACAACAUGUCCUACCUUAGAAUUCUUGAUCUUCACAAAAACAACCUUAACGGAAUCAUACCGCCAACUCUAGGAAAUCUCUCUAGAAUCCGGACAUUAGAUCUGUCUGAAAAUUCGUUAUCCGGGUCAAUCCCAUCUUCUUUAACGAAUCUGUCAAAUUUGAAUCAUUUCAAUGUCUCCUACAAUAGCCUAGCGGGUCCGAUCCCUUCAUUUUCAUUGCAAAAUUUCGAUUCCUCGGCCUUUUCUCAUAAUCCAGGACUCUGUGGAGCCCCGUUGGAUCAAUCUUGCUCUGGCGAUUCGACAAAUUCUAAAUCAAGAAGGCCAAAAUUAAGCGUUUCCACCAUCGUUGCCAUUGUUGCUGCUUCAUUGAUCUUGACUGGAGUUUGUCUCAUAACCAUCAUGAACAUGAAAGCUCGAAGAAGAAGGAGAAGAAGAGAAGAUGAGACGAUGAUCAUUGAGAGCACACCAUUGGCAUCAUCAGAUUCUAAUCUCAUCAUUGGAAAAUUGGUUCUUUUUAGCAAAACUUUGCCAUCGAAAUAUGAAGAUUGGGAGGCGGGGACUAAAGCUUUACUCAACAAAGAUUGCUUGAUUGGCGCGGGAUUGAUCGGAACUGUAUACAGAGCAGAUUUCGAAGGUGGGAUUUCCAUUGCGGUUAAAAAGAUUAAAACUUUAGGAAGAAUCAAGAACCAAGAAGAAUUCGAGCAAGAAAUCGGACGGUUGGGGACUCUUCGACACCCGAAUCUUGUAACUUUUCAAGGGUAUUACUGGUCAUCUAGUAUGCAGUUGAUCUUAACCGAUUUUGCCUCCAACGGAAACCUCUACGAUAAUCUACAUGGGGUUGGUUAUCCCGGGACUAGCUCCGGUGCUGGAAACCGCCAGUUAACUUGGCCACGGAGGUUUCAGAUUGCUCUAGGGAUGGCUAGGGCGUUAUCGUAUCUUCAUCAUGACUGUAAACCUCAGAUUCUUCAUCUCAAUCUGAAAUCAACUAACAUUUUGUUGGAUGAGAAUUACGAACCGAAACUUUCAGAUUAUGGGUUAGUCAAGUUGCUGCCUUUGCUCGAUAGUUACGGUUUAACCAGAUUCCACAAUGCGGUUGGAUACGUUGCACCCGAGUUGGCUCAGAGUAUGAGAUUGAGUGACAAAUGUGACGUGUAUAGUUUUGGUGUGAUCUUGUUGGAAGUGGUUACAGGGCGGAAGCCGGUGGAAAGCCUUGGCGGACAUGAGGUGGUUGUUUUAUGCGAAUAUGUUCGGAGUUUGAUCGAUAGGGGACAAGCCACGGAUUGUUUUGACAGAAGUUUGAAUGGUUUUGUGGAGAAUGAAUUGAUUCAAGUAAUGAAGUUGGGAUUGAUUUGCACCUCUGAAUCGGCUUUGAGGAGACCGAGCAUGGCCGAGGUUGUUCAGGUUCUCGAGUCCAUACGGUCGGGAUCGGAAUCGGAAUCAUAAUCGAUGGUUGGGCAUGCAUAGAAGGUUGUGAUGAGUUGAUUUAGAAGAAGAAGAAACAUUCUUUUGUAUUCACUUUGUGAUUAACAUUAUUGAUUGUUUGUUGCAUUUGCCAUCAAUAAGAUUCUUUAAUUAUUGUUU
This is a messenger RNA of Cynara cardunculus var. scolymus (artichoke), 2814 nucleotides long. RefSeq names its product probable LRR receptor-like serine/threonine-protein kinase At1g12460. Lineage: Eukaryota; Viridiplantae; Streptophyta; Magnoliopsida; Asterales; Asteraceae. Gene Ontology annotation, molecular function: protein binding; protein kinase activity; ATP binding. Gene Ontology annotation, biological process: protein phosphorylation. The record is from RefSeq and is a predicted model, not a curated record. Bases 1 to 2676 code for a protein of 891 amino acids. The transcript is spliced from 2 exons.